Molecule: messenger RNA, 387 nt
Organism: Triticum aestivum (bread wheat)
Lineage: Eukaryota; Viridiplantae; Streptophyta; Magnoliopsida; Poales; Poaceae
Product: expansin-A23-like
Exons: 4
Coding region: 1-387 (128 amino acids)
Biological process (GO): plant-type cell wall organization
Cellular component (GO): extracellular region
Source: RefSeq, a predicted model, not a curated record
AUGGCUCCAGCUCGAUUUGUUGCAGGGAUGUUGCUGGCGGCGAUAGACCGUGUGCUCUCUGUGGCCGCGGACAACCCGACCAAGCCAUCGCCGCAACCGUUCGUCUGGCAGAAGGCGCAUGCAACAUUUUACGGCAGCGCUGACGCCUCCGACACAAUGGGUGGCGCGUGCGGGUACGGCAACCUCUUCUCUAAAGGGUACGGGAUGACGGUGACUGUCACUGCCACAAACUUCUGCCCGCCAAAUGACGCCCUCCGCAAUGACAACAGAGGCUGGUGCAACCCGCCACGGCCACACUUCGACAUGGCCCAGCCGGCCUGGGAGAAGAUCAGUGUUUAUAGAGGUGGCAUCAUCCCCGUCAUGUACCAGAGGAAAGAAUUCAGCUAA